Poeciliopsis prolifica (blackstripe livebearer) is the source of this 3213-nucleotide messenger RNA. RefSeq names its product STIP1 homology and U-Box containing protein 1 (gene stub1). Gene Ontology annotation, cellular component: Z disc; cytoplasm. Gene Ontology annotation, molecular function: ubiquitin protein ligase activity; protein-folding chaperone binding. The record is from RefSeq and is a predicted model, not a curated record. The coding region runs from base 240 to 1094 and encodes 284 amino acids. The transcript is spliced from 8 exons. Gene Ontology annotation, biological process: positive regulation of proteolysis; cellular response to misfolded protein; protein polyubiquitination. Lineage: Eukaryota; Metazoa; Chordata; Actinopteri; Cyprinodontiformes; Poeciliidae.
GUUUGACGUCAGUAUAACAACAACCUGUCAUGACAGCUCGAAGAAAGAAAUCUCCAGAACAAUAUUUUAUGUGAGCAGUUAUAAAGCCACAUUCACCUGAAUGUGAGAGUCACCAUAAAAGUCUGAGUGCGAUCCAGGGCGGGCAGGACAUUCCGACACCUGCCACCAAGCCAGCCGGAGAGACGGGGAACAGGAUCGGGAAGCAGGGCGAGGCGGGCCCCGCGGAGCCGGUGGAGAAGAUGGCCGGCAGCCCCGAGAAGAGCUCCACCGCGCAGGAGCUGAAGGAGCAGGGGAACCGGCUGUUCCUCUGCCGCAAGUACCAGGAGGCUGCUUCAUGCUACAGCAAAGCCAUCAACCGUAAUCCGUCGGUGGCGGUGUACUACACCAACCGGGCGCUCUGCCACGUGAAGCUGCAGCAGUACGACAAAGCUCUGGCAGACUGCAAGCACGCGCUGGAGCUGGACAGUCAGUCGGUCAAGGCUCACUUCUUCCUGGGCCAGUGUCACCUGGAGCUGGAGAACUACGACGAGGCCAUCGGCAACCUGCAGAAAGCGUAUAACCUGGCAAAAGAGCAGAGGCUGAAUUUCGGAGAUGACAUCCCGAGCGCCCUGCGCAUCGCCAAGAAGAAACGCUGGAACAGCAUCGAGGAGAAGCGCAUCAACCAGGAGAACGAGCUUCACGCCUACCUGACCAAACUCAUUCUGGCCGAGAAGGAGAGAGAACUUGAAGAAUACAAAGAGAAACAGGACGACAAUCAAAAUGGAGGUGAUGCUGGAAAAAUUUCAUCUAAACAUGAGAAAUAUUUAAUGGAGAUGGAGGAGCUUUUCUCUCAGGUGGACGAGAAAAGAAAAAAGCGAGAGAUCCCAGAUUACCUGUGUGGAAAGAUCAGCUUUGAGCUGAUGAGGGAGCCGUGCAUCACGCCCAGCGGCAUCACCUACGACCGCAAAGACAUCGAGGAGCAUCUGCAGCGGGUGGGCCACUUCGACCCCGUGACCCGGAGCCCCCUGACCCAGGAUCAGCUGAUCCCCAACCUGGCCAUGAAGGAAGUGAUCGACGCCUUCAUCCAGGAGAACGGCUGGGUGGAGGACUACUGAGGAGCCCGGCCCGUUUCCCCGUUCAGCUCGACGCUCGGAGCCUGGACGGCGCCAGACUGUAGAGAAGCAGAACAGCCUCACUGCGGACCACCAACCCGGAGAAUCAUUUCUUCUUCUGCAGUAAAUCUUCUUUCUCCGGCUCUGAGGCUCAGUGUUAGCCGCCCGCUGCUCCCGUUAAGUUCACUCUCUUCCUCCUCGUCUUCGUCACGCUGUGUUUGGGCCUCAGAUCGGGCGACCAGAUGGCGCUCGGGUCUCUGCUGCACGCCGCGCUCCGGCGUUCCCACCCGUUAUAAACGCAGAAGAAACAAUCAGACUUUUUGUGUCGGGAUCCAUAAAGAUGUUGGAGUUUUAUUUGAUGUUUCAUCCAAGUAUAUUUUAUGUAAUUCUUCAUGAGAAAUGGACCAUCAGUCACUAAAAUGCCAAAAAGCUGUUGACUCAAAGGAAAAGGGAGCACGUUCCCUUUUCUUCCUGCAGGUGGCGCCUCUUGCACACUUGUCCCAUCUCCUUACUGUAAAACGACGAGUAGAUUUAAAUAGGUCUCUUCUCCUUUGCAUAUCAAUCACUCCCUCUCCCCAAUGCAGAUAAUUAAGAUAAGUUGAAUGUAUGGUUUCUAUAUUUCUUUUUUUAUCAGAACAGUUUAAGGUUUUGGGAAAAGCCUCAAACUGGGAGCAGCAGACGAAUCGCUGCAUUAAAACAAAACUUUCCACGUUGCUGGACAUGAGAUGAAACGCCUAAAUGUUGAAACCUGGGAGACUUUCAGCUGUUGCUGCGCUGUUUGGUCCCAGAUGACGUUUCUGGACCCCAACAUGAGGAGGAUCGCAUCAAGCAUGAAUUGCAUUUCCUUGAACUAGGACAAAUCUUUGCCCCGUCAGAACGGACUUGAGGUUCAGAUGCACCACUGACUCGGUGUCUGCCACUUAAAAUAAAAAACAUGCUGGAAGAGUUAGAGCAUCUUUGUCCAUACCUCAGUCCAAGUGUUUGCUUGCUGGCUUUCCAGCAUUUUCUGUAAUAAAACUGCAAAUACAGAAAAUACUUUUGGUUUAGUUUCUAUUGCAAAUGUCUUAGUCAACAUAAAAUACGACAAAAUUAAGUAGUAAGUCACUUUUCAGCAACAUAAGAGCAUUUGUUUAGUAAGUAAUCCCUUAAUAUCGAUAGAAAUGUUAAUUAAAAUGUAUCUGGCAGAUUAUUUUAAUUAUAAUAAAAACAUUUUUUAUAAGUGAAAUAAUUCAGCAGAACUAUAAAUAUUCCAUCAGUAUUGAGGAGUCAUUGACUCAACAAGCUCUUAUAUUUUGCUAAAAAGCUCCUUAUCAGUUAGUUUUGUCUUAUUUGAACUGUACUGAUAUAUUUACACUAAAACUAGGCAAACAGCCUUGUUUUGUGUUUUUGCAGUGUAAGCAUCAGCGAUGCGUCCUUAACGCUCUCAUGUGAUUUUGUUCCUUCAGUUGGUUUUUGGUGAAAUGGCUCUUUAUUGGAGUGACCAGAUAAAUCCAACAUCUUUGAAAUGAAGGAAAUUAUUUCUUAUUGAUGAUGUUUACACUGCAAAAACAAAAUGGUCCUAGUUUCUGGUGCAAAAAUCUCAGAACAUUGAAAUGACAAAAAAAACAGUUCAGCAAAAAAAAGCAUCUUGUUUUAAGUUAAUAGUUCCUUACGAGAUGAACAUGUUCUAGUUUUAUUAGAAGAUAUUUUUCACUUGUAGAAAAAUAUCUUGUUCUAAGGGAAAUAAUCCACUAAGAUUGAGCUUUUUCAUCAAUUUUAAAGAGUUACUGACUCAAAUCAAGCUCCGAUAUUUUGCUAAGAAGUUACUUGUUUUGUCUUGUUUUAUGUGUCCUGAGAUAUUUGCAGCAGAAACGAGACUAAAAAUGUUUAGAUUUGGUGUUUUUGCAGUGAAUAAAAUGAGUUUUCAAUCCAAUGCUUGGUAGUUUACAGCUGAAUGUGUCUGGUGAGUCCGGUCCGCCCGUCAGUCAGCAGGCCGGGUUUUGUGCUGAGGUUCAGGCUUUGUAUAUAAGUUGCUGGUGUUGCUCAGAUUUUAGUUCAUGAAAAGUUAGGAUUCUUUUCUUUGUCUGGAGAAAUCCUAGAAAUUAAUAAACUGUAUUAAAUGUAGAUAUGUUGAUAACAUGAA